AUGGGUUCUGACCAGGAUUCAGGCCCUGGGCCUGAUAUCCCAUCAUGGAUUGUCCAGAACAAGGGGUCGAUUGAGGCUGCUCUCCGCAAUGUCUGGGAUCCCUUCCACAGCUAG
Molecule: messenger RNA, 114 nt
Organism: Fusarium verticillioides 7600
Lineage: Eukaryota; Fungi; Ascomycota; Sordariomycetes; Hypocreales; Nectriaceae
Exons: 2
Coding region: 1-114 (37 amino acids)
Source: RefSeq, a predicted model, not a curated record